GUCCCGCCUUCAGAAAAGGAAGCGGCGGUAUGGGCGGGUGCCGGCUGUGACCGCUGGGACAGCAGUGACCCGGCAAAGCGAAGGUGGCGGAGGUUGUGGCAGGUCGCUGGUUCUCUGGGCUUGGGUUGACGGUUAAAGGCGGGAGCCGGCCGCCUGGAGUAGCCCGGGGGAGGAGUCAGAAUUGUUUGGAGUCAGCACUGUGAUUCCCGGCCAUGGGUUUGUCUGCAUCUACGCCUCCUGUUGCAGUUCAGACCGAUCGUCAAACAGCGUCUCCACCUUCGGGAUGUCCGAUGCACGAAGGGAAAAUGAGAGGUUGCCCAGAGAGUUCAAAACCAUCAGACUCCACCUGUGAGAGCAAAACGUACUCUGUGCCUGCUCACCAGGAGCGCGCAUACGAGUAUGUGGAGUGCCCUGUGAAGGCCACUGCGUCUGAGAAUAAGGAGAACCUAGAUCCUUCCAAUCUGAUGCCACCACCUAAUCAGAUGCCAGCCCCCGACCAGCCCUUUCCACUGUCUACUGCCAGGGAGGAAUCCUCCAUCCCGAGAGCAGAUUCCCAGAAAAAGUGGGUUUACCCGUCAGAGCAGAUGUUUUGGAAUGCAAUGUUAAGGAAAGGGUGGAAGUGGAAAGAGGAGGAUAUUAGUCAGAAAGACAUGUAUAAUAUCAUUCGAAUUCACAAUCAGAAUAACGAGCAGGCUUGGAAGGAGAUUUUGAAGUGGGAAGCCCUUCACGCCACGGAAUGUCCUUGUGGUCCGUCGUUGAUCCGAUUUGGAGGUAAAGCUAAAGAGUAUUCACCAAGGGCAAGAAUCCGUUCGUGGAUAGGGUAUGAGUUGCCUUUUGACAGGCACGAUUGGAUCAUCAACCGCUGUGGGACAGAGGUGAGGUACGUCAUUGACUACUACGAUGGCGGCGAGGUGAACAAGGAGUACCAGUUCACCGUCUUGGACGUCCGUCCUGCCCUGGAUUCCCUCUCAGCGGUGUGGGACAGGAUGAAGGUCGCCUGGUGGCGCUGGACUUCGUAACCACUAUUUUGUUUGAGAUGGAAAAAUAGCACCUAUUUUUUUCUGAGAGAUAUAUUAAACUAUUUUCCCCAAAGUGAAUUGCAUUCAUGAUGUAAUAGAGGCUCCAAGUCGGUAAUCACACUCAACCCUUUGCUUCAGGAAGGACCGUUCUCUUGUGAAUCACAUUUUACUUUGUGGUUUAUAGCAGGUUCUUUUACGUUUUCUUCCAUUUCAGCUUAAAUAGUAGCCCCUUAGUUUCUCCUUCAGCUGCAGUAUUCCCUGUAUUUAAUCUAGAAAUGUCUGUACAACCUCUGAAAAAGAACUUUUCUUAAAAUGUUGAACAAAGAUGCUUUUCUGUCCUUACAUUUUCUCAUGAAUACUUGAUAUGCAAACACUGAAAGCCAAUUUGAUGCUCAGGAGGUAUUAACCUCAUCAGAUAUUUUAACUCAAACUGUUCAUUAUAAAUAAGAGGUAGUUGUGCUUUUUAAAAAGUUGACCAGUAUUUUUAAAGUCCGUACAGUGUAGUAGCGACCCCCAAACAUAAUGAAAAGGUAUACACUGGAAAUAAACUAAGACAAAUCUUGUAUCUUCA
This is a messenger RNA of Loxodonta africana (African savanna elephant), 1590 nucleotides long. Its product is annotated as holocytochrome c-type synthase. Gene Ontology annotation, biological process: cytochrome c-heme linkage. The record is from RefSeq and is a predicted model, not a curated record. NCBI's taxonomy places the organism in Eukaryota, Metazoa, Chordata, Mammalia, Proboscidea, Elephantidae. The coding region runs from base 213 to 1019 and encodes 268 amino acids. Gene Ontology annotation, molecular function: holocytochrome-c synthase activity. The transcript has 7 exons. Gene Ontology annotation, cellular component: mitochondrion.